CGGUUUUGCAUUUGGCGCGAUCGAAACGCUGAAAUGUUACGACUGUGCACGUUGGGAACAGACAUCAGCGCCACACGGUUAGUAAGCUGCACGAGCGAGUGCUGAGAAAGAAGAAAAAGAUGCCUAACCUCCCGCGUUAAUAAUCGAUCGGUUAGAGUCGAGUUGGCUCGUGUCGCGACGCGUACACGCUGUGUCUUGAGGAACGUCGCGGAACAAGAACCAGUAUGGCCGGAGGACCUCAGCUGUUUUCACGUCACUGCCUACGUAUCUGAGAAACGAGAAAAAAGUCUAUAUCGCCAGCACCGCCGCCGUCGUGACCCGACGUUGAAUAAAAAACAGAAGAAAAAUGUCGUCGGUAAAGGUGGCGGUGAGGGUACGACCCUUCAACAAUCGGGAGAUCCACCACGAGGCACAAUGCAUCAUCGAAAUGACCGGCAACACUACUUCGAUAUUGAACCCGAAAGCACCGCCGGGCACCAAAGAUGCGAUCAAGAGUUUCAACUACGAUUAUUCCUAUUUUUCCAUGGACCCAAACGACGUAAAUUAUUCCUCGCAAGUGAUGGUUUACAAAGAUAUCGGCGAGGAGAUGCUGCAACACGCCUUCGAAGGGUACAACGUUUGCAUAUUCGCCUACGGACAGACUGGAGCUGGUAAAUCGUAUACCAUGAUGGGCAAACAAGAAGAGGGUCAAGAGGGUAUAAUACCCCAAAUUUGCAAGGAUCUUUUUAGAAAAAUCGGUUCGAAUACAACCGAGAGUUUGAAGCAUUCGGUGGAAGUCAGUUACAUGGAAAUCUACUGCGAAAGGGUGCGGGAUCUCUUGAAUCCCAAGAACAAAGGAAAUCUCCGUGUACGAGAGCAUCCUCUUCUUGGACCAUACGUCGAAGACCUGUCGAAAUUAGCAGUGAUGUCUUUUGAAGACAUCCAUGAUCUUAUAGACGAGGGUAACAAAGCAAGAACCGUGGCAGCAACAAACAUGAACGAAACUUCGAGCAGAUCCCAUGCUGUAUUCACGAUUUUCUUUACGCAACAAAAACAAGACUCGGCGACCGGGUUGGUGACGGAGAAGGUCAGCAAAAUCUCGUUGGUUGAUUUGGCUGGUUCUGAGAGGGCCGAUUCUACCGGCGCGAAGGGAACGAGGUUAAAGGAGGGUGCCAAUAUCAACAAAAGCUUGACAACCCUCGGGAAGGUCAUCAGUGCUUUGGCCGAAAGCGCGGCUACUAAAAAGAAGAAGAAGGCCGAUUUCAUCCCUUACAGGGAUUCUGUUUUAACGUGGUUGCUACGAGAGAACCUGGGAGGCAACUCUAAAACAGCGAUGAUAGCGGCAGUCAGCCCCGCCGACAUCAAUUACGACGAAACUCUCUCCACUUUACGAUACGCAGAUAGAGCGAAGCAAAUAGUUUGCAAGGCUGUCGUUAACGAGGACGCGAACGCCAAGCUUAUUAGGGAGCUCAAGGAAGAGAUUCAGAAGUUGCGGGAACUCCUCAAACAAGAGAAUAUCGACGUGCAAGAAGGGCCAGAUGGUAAAGUCACAUAUGAAAAGAAAGAAUCUAGGGACGAGAUUAUAAGAGCGAACAAACGCGAGGACGAUGUGAAGGAAUGUCGACCGAGAAUCCCGUCUCACCCGACGUCGGCCAUUGCCGAGGAAGCAGUGGAUCAACUGCAAGCUUCGGAGAAAUUGAUCGCUGAAUUGAACGAAACCUGGGAGGAAAAACUGAAACGAACGGAGCUGAUACGUCUUCAACGCGAGGCGGUGUUCGCCGAAAUGGGCGUUGCCGUGAAAGAGGACGGUGUCACGGUUGGCGUGUUCUCGCCGAAGAAAACUCCCCACCUGGUGAACUUGAACGAGGAUCCUCUUAUGUCCGAGUGUCUGAUCUACUACAUCAAGGAUGGCUUCACGCGUAUCGGUAGCGCCGAGGCUAACAUACCACAAGACAUUCAACUUUGUGGUCCUCACAUACUGAGCGAGCAUUGUGUCUUCGAGAACCACGAGAGCAUCAUCACCCUGAUUCCGAAGAAGGACGCUUUAAUCUACGUUAAUGGACGCGUGGUCACCGAGCCAGUUGUUCUGAAGACCGGAUCGCGUGUCAUUUUAGGGAAGAAUCACGUAUUCAGAUUCAAUCAUCCGGAUCAAGUUCGCGAACGAAGGGAAAAGGGGUCUCCCGCUGAGACGCCUGGAAAUGGAGAGAGAGUCGACUGGAACUUUGCACAAAUCGAAUUGCUGGAAAUGCAGGGGAUCGACCUCAAAGCUGAAAUGGAGAAGAGACUGUUGGUACUGGAGGAACAGUUCCGCAAAGAGAAAGAAGAAGCUGAUCAACUGUUCGAGGAACAAAGAAAAAGCUACGAGGCCCGGAUAGAUGCAUUACAGAGACAAGUGGAGGAGCAAAGCAUGACAAUGUCCAUGUAUAGCAGUUACACACCCGACGAUUUCAACAACAUCGAGGAGGAUAUCUUUGUCAACCCCUUGUUUGACGCAGAGAGCAACUGGUCCGAGAGAGAGUUCCAACUGGCCGCUUGGGCCUUCCGCAAGUGGAAAUAUCAUCAAUUCACAAGUCUUCGAGAUGAUCUCUGGGGCAACGCGAUAUUCCUCAAAGAGGCUAACGCUAUUUCUGUCGAACUCAAAAAGAAGGUUCAAUUCCAGUUUACUUUGCUCACGGAUACGCUUUAUUCGCCGCUUCCUCCGGAUCUUUUACCCAGUGUAGAUGAAGACGAGGAGGAAGAAAGGCCGUUCCCGCGCACGAUUGUUGCCGUUGAAGUUCAAGAUACAAAGAACGGAGCAACACAUUAUUGGACACUUGACAAACUAAGACAGCGCUUGGAGUUGAUGCGACACGUGUACAACGAGGACUCGAGCCCCAGCACCCCGGAGGCCAAAGAGGAUAUUUUCCAAUGCCUAACUGUCUACUCUAAUCCGAAGUUCUCGCUCGCAAAUCUUUUGCCUUCGAGACAAAGACUCGAAUUGAUGCGUGAAAUGUAUCACAACGAGGCUGAACUAUCACCCACAUCUCCAGACUUCAAUAUUGAAUCUAUCACCGGAGGUGAUCCGUUCUACGAUCGUUUUCCAUGGUUCCGGAUGGUUGGAAGGUCUUUUAUAUACUUAAGCAAUCUCAUGUACCCUGUUCCAUUGAUCCACAAAGUAGCGAUAGUCAAUGAAAAGGGAGACGUAAAAGGCUACUUGCGUGUAGCCGUGCAAGCCGUUGUUGAAGAGGAAAACAGCGAGUACUCAAGCGGCGUCAGACAGUCAGCUAGAAUUUCCUUCGAGGAUGAUCUCUUCGGCGGUCACAAGCAAAACAAACGUAACACUCUGUUAACUCAGACGCUGGAAAAGAAUCGACAGAUACUCCUGCACGAGGAGCGCGUCGUGGAGGGUCACAACGAGCAAAAGGACGUGAAAGACGAGGACGAUAUUGGCGACGCUGACAGUGGCAGAGGCGACAGCUCGGUCUCCAGCGACAUGAAAGAGGAAGAUCUGCCAGAUCAUUUGCAACCGGGUUCUGAAUUCAUAUUCAGGGUAACUGUGCUACAAGCUAUGGGUAUCUCCACCGAGUACGCCGAUAUUUUCUGCCAAUUCAAUUUCUUACAUCGACACCACGAAGCCUUUUCAACGGAAACGGUAAAGAAUACGGGAAAAGGAAAUUCUCCUGGAUUUUAUCACGUACAAAAUAUUACGGUCACGGUGACAAAAUCGUUCUUGGAGUACCUCAAAACUCAGCCAAUCGUCUUCGAGGUCUUCGGGCAUUACCAACAACACCCGCUGCAUAAAGAUGCGAAACUGGAAUACAUUCAUCCCAACAGCGUAAGACAGCCACCGAAGAGGAUGCUUCCGCCAUCUAUACCGAUCAGUCAACCCGUACGCUCACCGAAAUUCGGAAGCGUCCUGCCAUCGCCCAGCACAUCGCACGUGCACGCCAAAUACGAUGUAUUGGUCUGGUUCGAAAUAUGCGAACUGGCGCCGAACGGCGAAUACGUGCCAUCUGUGGUCGAUCAUAGCGACGAUCUACCGUGUCGUGGACUUUUCUUGCUUCACCAAGGCAUUCAGCGUCGUAUCCGUAUUACUAUCGUUCACGAGCCCGCAUCCGACUUGCGAUGGAAGGACGUGAGAGAGCUGGUCGUUGGUCGUAUUAGAAACACGCCAGAGCCGGAGGAAGAAGACAACGACUCUUCGGUACUCUCGUUGGGUCUUUUCCCUGGCGAAUAUCUCGAAAUUCCCGGAGACGAUAGAUGUAUGUUCAGAUUCGAGGCAGCGUGGGACAGCUCUCUUCACAAUUCUUCCUUGCUCAACAGAGUUACAGCGUACGGGGAACAAAUCUUCAUGACCAUCUCUGCAUAUCUUGAGUUGGAGAACUGUGGAAGACCGGCAAUAAUUACAAAAGACUUGAGCAUGAUCAUUUACGGCAGAGAUGCCAGAGUAGGACCUCGUUCUCUCAAACAUUUGUUCAGCGGAAGCUACCGCAAUCAGGAAGCUAAUCGGCUCAGUGGCGUCUACGAGUUGGUUCUGCGACGUUCUUCGGAAGCAGGUAGCCCAGGUGUUCAAAGGCGACAACGCCGUGUAUUAGACACAAGUUCCACAUACGUUAGAGGAGAAGAGAACCUCCAUGGAUGGAGACCCCGAGGAGACAGUUUAAUAUUCGAUCACCAAUGGGAAUUGGAGAAAUUGACAAGAUUAGAGGAAGUGGAGAGAGUAAGACAUACGUUACUGUUGCGAGAAAAGCUUGGUAUUGACAAAGUCCCACUCUGCAAUAAAAUACCGCACGAUUUUACAAAGAGCGAAAAGGAGGUUUGCAAUAUGAUGGCGAAAGCGACAAACGAACCACACGCUAGCCCGGUAAAACUUAAACGUUCAACGAGUAAAGAGGUUUACGAGCAUUGCGAGAUGACCGAGAGAGAAAGAGAAUUGGCCACGAAAUACAUAAAACUGAUUCAGGGUCGGAUCCCAAGUAAAGAACCGAUUCUGCUUUCUGACGUUUCACCCGGCGAAGACACUAUGGCUGAUAUGUCAGCAUCCAUGAUGUCUUCGGUGAUAUCGUCCUCGUCUCAAGAGUUGAGUUCGCCGGAGAGGGCUAGACUGCAAGAACUGCAAGAGAGCAUAUUGGCUAGCGAGUCCAACAACCAGACAUGUACCAUCGCCCCGGCUCCGUUAGGUUCCUCGUCUCCGUCGAAGGAAAAUUUGGUGCUCUACGUGCCGGAAGUUGAAGAGAUACGCAUUAGCCCGGUUAUUGCUAGAAAAGGAUACCUAAAUGUUCUCGAACACAAGACUAAUGGAUGGAAGAAACGCUGGGUGGCGGUGCGACGACCUUAUGUUCUAAUUUUUCGGGAAGAAAAAGAUCCGGUAGAGAGAGCUCUGAUCAAUUUAGCUACUGCUCAAGUUGAAUAUUCUGAAGAUCAGUUAGCCAUGGUGAAAGUACCAAAUACUUUCAGUGUUGUUACAAAACAUCGAGGAUAUUUGCUGCAAACUUUAGGGGACAAGGAGGUCUACGACUGGUUAUAUGCUAUUAAUCCUCUCCUUGCUGGUCAAAUCAGGUCGAAACUAGCGCGCAAAGGGCCGACAGCAGCGAAUCUGAAUAACGCUUCGCCAGUCGGUCUAUCUCCGCCUAUAGAUCAACAGUCGAACCAGAACAAGUGAGUGGUCGACACGUUGGCCGAGGUAACGAGCGUCAUCACGAAAGCCUCCGAGAAGAUGCUGUGCUGGUCGCACUCGGCCUUCGAGUCUCAUGAUCUCUGUAGCUUUCGAUUUCCGGUAGUCUUCGAUUAUUAAGCGGCUCGGAAAAGCGUAUCGAUCGGCUACCAGCUUCGACAGCCGCCGAUUAAUAUCCGGACGUCUGAUUUAAGGACCGUCAGCGCUUUCACGCCUGACAAUCGAUUAGAGAAGAAAAACGGAAGUACAUUCGUCUUUUGAAGGAAAUGUUACGCACGUUCGAAUUUAAAAACUAUUACUUUGGGUCGCGAAUUCUUCCACGGGUCCUCUCCGUUCGUUUCGAGAGGAAAAAAAAUGCAAUCGAAACGCAUCAAACGUCGACGAGGUUAUCACCGCGCGAACUCGCGAUACCUUUUACCGUCGUAUUUGAAUUUCUUGAUAUUAGUCGGUUGUGCGAAGCGAUUCUCUAUAAACGCGAAACUGCAUAGAGCGAAGAGGAACGUAUUUUAUGCCUAAAUAAAACAUUCCUAAGACGAUCAUAGAAACAAGGCAAGAGAUAUACACAUUGUAGGUAUACUGAUAUGAAAAGAUGCGUGCGAGAUAAAGCAAGAAAGUGAGGGAGAGAAAGAGAGAGGUGGGACGAAGUCUGGGAAAUUACGAAUUUUUGCAUGUUCAUGUCUGGAGAUAUUAUUACACCGAGGAUGGGUGCGGAUUAUUUCGUACAAGUUAACACGGUGAGCGUUAAGUAAUUGAUAGUGACUCGUUUACGUAUUAAGUUUACAAUUGUGACUGUCGUCUAGAUGGUCAGUUUUCCCUGAUCUUGUUCCGCGUUGUAACAUUUACGCCUUGGACAAUGAACGAUUGAUCAAAAUUUCGCAAUUUAAGCUUCGAUUUUAAUUUAGAAUGUAAAUUCAGUUCUGUUCAGUUCAGUUUUAAGUUUCCUCUUACUAAUGAAAGUCAGUAAUUCGCAAUCUUAUUAAAAAAAAAAUAAUACCGAGACAAAUCAAAUGUUUCUCGGGUGUCGUAACAGUCAUGCAUCUAAAAAGUUGUUAAAUAUCAUGUUUUAUUUAUCGAAAUGUAAUCUGUACUAAUUCUAUGCAGCCCAUUAUUACUUAAUGAGUGAUUCUAUCGUUUUAAGCUCAAAAAUUAUAGUUUUUGCAGCAUCUGCCCAAAAGUUCAGAGAGACGAUUGAUUACUAAUAUGUUAUCUCGCUAAUUUCCCGAGUAGAUCCCGAGGCGGAUUAUUUUCUCGGUAAUUUAUACGCGGUAGUGUACGCAAAAGUGUAUCCCGCUCCUGUUGCCGUUUUUUCUUGCUAACUGUUGUAGAGUCUGAUAGUUAUAUUUUGUUAACGAUGAUAUGCGUAUCGAUGAAGAACGAGAGUCCGUAAACCCAUAAGUUGUACAACACAUCCGUGUACAACUUAACCAUCAGUUGUACAACUUAACCCUUUGAAGCAAAAAUUUAGACGAAUUAACAACACUGAUAACGUCGUUUUUUAUUUUGACAUAAUUUAAUUUAUAGUACUUACAAUAUUAGUUACUGAAAUUGUAAAUUAUUGAUUAUACUUCAUAUUUAUGUAUGUUGCAUUUUUUGUAACAGUAUAGUAGUGUUUCAAAUUGUAAUUGUAAUCCCCAUUUUGGGGAUGCUGUUGCAACAUAGUUGAUUAUUUGUAAUUGUAAAUUGAAUAUGUGGAUGUAUAUGCAUCAUUCAUUCACUUAAUAUUACCAAGUACAUAUAUCUAGCAAUCACAAAUUAUUGUGCGCAUAAUAGUUAAAAUACAAUUCAAAAUGCAAAUAUCUUUUGUUUGGAAUUGUAUUAUUAAAUAGAAUAUUUAAUCGAUUUAAAUUCCCACCGGGUAUACAAAUCAAUUAAUUUAACAUAUUUUAGGUAUGUUUUUUAAAAUAUUUAAUUAUUUAUUUAACAAAAGUUCGUUAUAAAACGCUAUCAAUUUAAUUUCUCAACCUUGUUUGAUGAAAGUAAUGGAUUUCAAAUGAAAAAUUGAAUAAUAAACUGAAAACUUUCCCGAAAUAAGAGAGUGGAUAUUUGAUAAUUUUUCAUCCUUCAAAGUAUAAAAAAAUACAGUGCAAUAUCAUUCGAUCUUAUUUAAUUUUUCUUUUAUUGAGAAUAAUUAAAUAACUUAGCACUUUAUAUUGCUAGAGUGAUGUUCAUGUUUAAUAAUGUACCAAAGAGAUUCUGUAUCCUAUUGGAAAUGGAAGUGAGAGUUCAUGUAAGAUAAAUAUAAGAGACUAGUAGUAAUAGAUGAUAUAAGGAAAAUGAAACAUUUUUCACGAAAUAUUCAUAACAUCUCCAAACAAAUGCAAUUAAAAAUCUGAACCAAAGGAUGUAAGUAGUUUAUUGCAUGUAUCCCUUUUUUCAAAGAUGUUCAUUCUACAUCUACAAAGUAAAUAUACUUUAACAAAUUUAGGAUUAAAACGAAGACUUGUAAGAUGCGUUUUUACACGAUGAAACAAAAGUAAUCAAUGCAUAAUUAAGCUAUACCUUUUUUUCAAAUACACAAGAGAACGCCUACAAACUGUACAAGGGUAUGAAGUAUAUGGGCGCAUGCAAUACUUAUUGAUAUUACUUAUAAUGUACAGUAUUUAAAUUUUAAUCUUAUUUUUUAUGUAUAAUUUAUUUAUUAUGUAAUGUAUGUAACAAAUUGAGUAUGGAAGUGAAACAAAGGUAAAAUUACAACGGUUAUGGCACUGUAACCACCAUUGCUUCAGGGGGUUAAUGUCUUAAUUUAUAACGUCGUAAGAAAUACGAAGUAAUUGGAAAGAAAAUGAAGAAAGAUGGACGAUGAAAAUGAAUGAUGGUAAAAGGAAAACGAUAUGAGCGUUUAUUGAAACGCAAAACGCCGUUGGUAAGAUUAAUAAUCAUUGUUGUUAUUAGGAGUCAAAAUACGGAAUUAACGAGAAUGAUUCAAGAGCGAGAGAGAGAGAAAGAAAGGAAGGACGUAAAAAAAAGAGAGAAUGAGUAAGCGCGCAAGAGUGAGUACGAAAGAAUAUGUUUGCUUAUACAUAUAUUAUAUAAGAUGUGUAUAUGUGUAUGCAUAAAUGCAUAUCUAUGAUGUAUGUAUGUGUACACACAUACGUACCUUACAAGUGAAGUAUAUUAUAUAAAUAUAUAAAUAAAUUUAAUAUUAACGUAAGCAUUUUGUCAAAUGUCAAUGAUCAUCCGGAAAAUGUAUGAAGAAAGGUUAACGAUGAUUUGAUCUGUACCAAGUAUGUAAGUUCAUAUACUUGUUUGUAAGUUACCUAAAAAUCUAUUGCGAAAACGUUUUCAUUUCUGGUCGUUUGCUAUGAGAAACAUGCAUCGAUGCUGUAACUUGUAUUUAUUAUUAUUAUUCGAUUUUCGCUAGGCUCACUGUAAGUGGUAACGUGUAAUAAAUCGGUCAAUAAAAAGCUUAUAUGCUUAAAGGAUUCUUUUCACAGCAUACCCGCUUUUUAAG
Messenger RNA from Colletes gigas, 9083 nucleotides. RefSeq names its product kinesin-like protein unc-104 (gene unc-104). The transcript has 30 exons. The coding region runs from base 347 to 5620 and encodes 1757 amino acids. The record is from RefSeq and is a predicted model, not a curated record. Gene Ontology annotation, molecular function: microtubule binding; microtubule motor activity; ATP binding. Gene Ontology annotation, biological process: microtubule-based movement. Lineage: Eukaryota; Metazoa; Arthropoda; Insecta; Hymenoptera; Colletidae.